AUGGAAGACUUCCGGUGGUAUAAUGAUGCCACUGGAAUGACUGCUCGAUCUCAGGACAAAGAUGGCGAAACGGAUCCUGGCUAUCUCUUGCCGGGUGCCAACCCAAGACAGACACAGUACAACAUCGGAAUCAAUGCCCCGGGAGUCGUAUCACCAUACUCGAUGACACUUGGUUACAGUACGAUUCCUACCCAGCCUGGAUUUCUGGCCACGCCUGCAACAGCUCUUAGUCCGGGUUUGAGCAUCCCCCAACCCUAUAAUCAACAAGAAGGCUUCCCCGUCUUCCCAUACAACGGCAGCACGUCCCUUAUACAGCUACCUGCGCUCCAUAUGAACCCACCCAAUCCAGUAAUGUUCCAACAGAACGGGAUGGCCAUUAGCAUGCCACCGUACCCUAUUGACGCCGAUAUAGUGAUGGCUGAUGCCGGGAUCAUGUCUGAAGGUCCUUCGACCCCAGUUAAUCAGCCCCCUGAGAGUAUUUACUGCCCUAUUAGAACAGCGAAAAGCCGGGGACACUCAAGGAAGAAGAUUUCCAAAGAGGGGGGGGCCAAGAGCCGGGACGAGAAGUGGGAACCAUGGCGAGAAACUAUAAAGUACCUCAAGCUUGAACAAGGUCACACAUUCCCUGAGGUAGCAUUUGAAAUGUCGAGCAUACACGGUUUCAAAUUUGCAGUCUCGACAUAUCAAAAACUUGGCGACAGAUGGGAAGAAUUCAAGUUGGAGAAAGCUAAAGACAAGUCUUCACGUCAUGGAAGGCCUGGGAAGUCUGCUAGAACAGCAAUAGGAAUUCUCGACAUAUUCAGGUGUAAGGUAGAUGGACAGUGCUACCUAUCCGACAACCGGCUCCUUCAGGUACCUUCAGUAUCCUCCGAACCGUACAUCUACCAGUAUAAAAUUCUCCACGCCAUUGACAGCCUUGUAAAGACACUCUUUGACCAGAAGGGAAGAUACAAGUGGGGCGCCAGCAGGAUUACACUUACCCUAUCAAACCAGUCUUUAGAAGAUACAGCUACCAAGAGCUUGGCCACGUGGCAAAGCUUGUACGACAAAUGCCGGGGAAUUGAAGCCCUCCAUGAAGGACACGUGAUGAAAGGAACAUUGAGCAGACUCAAAGUCCUGUUUGACCGCGUUCUUUCUCAGGUCAAGGUAACUGAAUUCUUUUGUGACCCUCACAUGUUACUCCAUAUUUGGAAGGUCUGUGAUACUCUCAUGAGUGUCGUUCUGGACGGGGAAACAUGGGUGGAAAAGUACAUCCUCGUCGGCGUCUUCCUUCAAUCACUGCGAUUUCGCCUACGUGACUUGGGUUACAAGGCCUCUGACCACCUGAUGGUGCUCGUCGAUUCUCUGUUCUCUAUUCUCAACUCAACACCGCUCGACCUGAAGAAGAGCUUAGGCCUUGGAUGCUGGAAGUUCAUGGAAAUCCUUGGCUCACAAGUUGGAAAUGAUCAUUUCGUCGUCCUAAAUCUCGGCAUGUAUUGCAACCGGAUCUGGCCAAAUAUCUGGGGGCUCGUGGAUGUAGAAGAGUUGCAGACACGAUACAAGCAUUACCUGCCCCUAACAAACGGUGGUUACAGGCCUCCAAUCCCAGCUACUGUUUCCGAACAUCAAGGUGCAUCAAUGAGUGAUGAGCAACUGGAAAGGAUUGAGAUGCUGCAUAUGAGUGGUGUUGCUUUGAGUGACGUUCUGUCCACUCUCAAGGCCAACAGAAGCGACGAUCGGACUCGAGUGUCUCAAAUUACUUUCCUAUUGAAUCUCAUCGAUCGUGUCUGUCUGGAACUGGUAAAUUUGGCACAAGGUCGCUGCAGACAAGAAGCAAUCCAGGGGAAGCUGAAGUACACCACAAUGACCCGAGCUCUUGCUUUUGCUUUGGAACAGCUCGCUUACGACCUUCAUGAAAAGGCAACAACCGAGGAGCUAGACGUUCGAAAGCGAAAGAAGAUCAGGAAGCAAAGAAACGCAGCCAGGAAAAGGGCCAGGUUGGGGCAGUUGAGAGAAAGCGAUGCUGGGGCAGCUGUCAGAUUCUCCACCAACUCAGAUGACAUAGCAAACAUAUACCGCUUCAUGGACGAGGCAAUCGAGAUCCUGCGAAAAGGAGACAAGGAUUGCAAACUGAGAGCAGCUCAACUAUCCAGGCAACUGAUGAGCUGGAUGAAGACAUAUAGCCAGGGUGAAAUUCAAGCGAAUAGGAGAGGAAGGUCGAAAGGCCAGUACUAUAAGAAUGAGAGAGACCGGGCUGGUGAAAUUCUGGCGUCUAUCUUCCCCGGAGAGAAACUUGAGUCAAGAAAGGAGGAGCGGGCACGAUUCCACAAGGAUGUCGUGAAGGACGCGAACAUGGAGGAAGCGAAGACGGUCCAGGUGGUCGCCAGACCCCGCCGUAACCGCAAAAAGAAGACAGAGAAGGUUCCAAUCCCUUUGCCUUUAGAAAAAAGGACGUGCGAACAAUGUGGGGAGGAGUUCGACAGCCGGAACAAACUCUUUGAAGAGCAUGUCAAUGUCGUGGGAGCUUGUUGCGAUAACCGGGAUCCUUUUAUGGGUUGGUCUUCUCCAAGAGAGUGA
This is a messenger RNA of Fusarium musae, 2556 nucleotides long. RefSeq lists its product as uncharacterized. The coding region runs from base 1 to 2556 and encodes 851 amino acids. Lineage: Eukaryota; Fungi; Ascomycota; Sordariomycetes; Hypocreales; Nectriaceae. The transcript has 2 exons. The record is from RefSeq and is a predicted model, not a curated record.